This is a messenger RNA of Musca domestica (house fly), 1129 nucleotides long. Its product is annotated as lymphokine-activated killer T-cell-originated protein kinase. The transcript has a single exon. Bases 101 to 1105 code for a protein of 334 amino acids. Gene Ontology annotation, biological process: protein phosphorylation. Gene Ontology annotation, cellular component: cytoplasm. The record is from RefSeq and is a predicted model, not a curated record. Lineage: Eukaryota; Metazoa; Arthropoda; Insecta; Diptera; Muscidae. Gene Ontology annotation, molecular function: ATP binding; protein serine/threonine kinase activity.
UAAGCGCGACAUUUUACUUUUCAAUCACUUUCCAACGAAUUCAAAUCAAUUAAUUAAUAAUUAUUCCUAAUUAUUCUUGCAUAUAUUAACACUCACAGAAAUGGAGACACCACGAAAACCUCUAAGAAAUCUCCAUCUGGAAGUUAACACUCCUCUGCAGGUACCAGCAUCUCCGUUAAUGAAAACACUUGGCUAUGGUACAGGCGUCAAUGUGUACUUCUUGGAACGAUCACCAAAACCCAGUGGCCAAUUGCGUUCUCCAUGGGCAAUAAAACGUGUUUCCCAACGGACGCGACGAACAAACAGCGAAAACUCGAAAAUAUUCAAUCAACGGAUAAUAAAAGAAGCCGAUAUUUUGCGGAAACUAAAUCAUCCCAACAUUGUGGGUUUCCGUGCGAUAGCAAAAAAAGAAAAUGACGAGGUUGACAGUUUGGCAUUGGAAUGUUGUAGCACAUCGUUGGGUUCCAUACUCGAAGAACGUUUGGAUGCGGAGGAGGGUGCAUUGCCCGCCAAGGACAUUAAGAAAAUGUUGAGAGAUAUCUCCAGUGCCUUGGAUUAUUUGCACACAGAAGCCAUGUUAUUGCAUGGCGAUCUUAAAUCGCACAAUAUUUUGGUCAAGGGCAGCUUUGAAAUAUGUAAAUUGUGUGAUUUUGGUGUAAGUUUGCCUUUGGACAAGGAGGGUAAAAUUAAUUUCAAAGAAAAUCCAGACUUAAGAUAUGUGGGUACUGAACUGUGGUGUGCCCCAGAAAUUAUACAGGACGAGGAUGUGAUCGAUAGCAAGGCAGAUAUAUUUAGCUUGGGCCUGAUAAUCUAUGAGACGAUUGCUUUGAUUCCACCACAUUCACAGAAAUUGGAUGACACGGAAAACGAUGAGGAUGAGGAAAAUGAAAGUAAAGAGGACAAUUCACUUGCAGACAGUGAUUUGGGCAUGGAUUCGAUGAAUGCCUCGGUGGCAUAUGGAACAAGACCACCUCUGCCACAGGCGUUUGAAUUGAGCGAGGACUACAAUAUGGUAAUGGAGUUGUUUUACUUGUGUACGAAUCAAGAGCCAUCGCACAGACCUUCCGCCAAAAUCAUUUACAGUUCUUUGACCAAUGACUCUUAAACGGCUCUAUAGUUUGAGUUGGGU